AAUCCCAAGGCUAGUGCUCAGUGCUAGCAUGGUUCAGAGAGCAUUUUAAAACAAGCACACAGAGAAAGAGACAGUUCACUCAGCAAAAGAUGCCGGUGAUCAAUAUAGAAGAUCUGACAGAGAAGGACAAAUUGAAGAUGGAAGUUGACCAGCUCAAGAAAGAAGUGACAUUGGAGAGAAUGCUGGUAUCCAAAUGUUGUGAAGAAGUAAGGGAUUAUGUUGAAGAAAGGUCUGGGGAGGACCCACUGGUGAAGGGUAUCCCAGAAGACAAAAAUCCCUUCAAGGAGCUCAAAGGAGGCUGUGUGAUUUCAUAAAACAACAACAACAAUAAUAACAAUGAAUAAAUAAAUCCUUGGAACAUCUUGAGCUUUAAUGACAAUAUUAAUUUUGGUCAUGCAUAAUAAUAUCAUGAAGCAUAUACAAUAAUAUUUAAAUUUAUACAUGUAAACUUUUAAUAAAACUUGUGAUGUG
Molossus molossus (Pallas's mastiff bat) is the source of this 471-nucleotide messenger RNA. It is a transcript of the gene GNGT1, whose product is annotated as G protein subunit gamma transducin 1. Gene Ontology annotation, biological process: G protein-coupled receptor signaling pathway. NCBI's taxonomy places the organism in Eukaryota, Metazoa, Chordata, Mammalia, Chiroptera, Molossidae. Gene Ontology annotation, molecular function: G-protein beta-subunit binding. The transcript has 3 exons. Bases 90 to 314 code for a protein of 74 amino acids. The record is from RefSeq and is a predicted model, not a curated record. Gene Ontology annotation, cellular component: heterotrimeric G-protein complex.